Messenger RNA from Oryza brachyantha (malo sina), 1183 nucleotides. RefSeq names its product formin-like protein 5. The record is from RefSeq and is a predicted model, not a curated record. Bases 64 to 636 code for a protein of 190 amino acids. The transcript has a single exon. NCBI's taxonomy places the organism in Eukaryota, Viridiplantae, Streptophyta, Magnoliopsida, Poales, Poaceae.
UCUAUAUAAAAAAGCGGGCUUGGCGCUGCGUGGCUUUAACUGCCCCCACUUCUCCCGCCAUAAAUGGCCACCUCGUCGUCUUCCCAUCCCGCUCCGCCGCCGCAGGACCACGCCGGCGGCGAGCGGCGGCCGCAGCAGCAGCAGCACCACCCGCUCCUCGCGGCCGCCGCCGCAGCCUCCCUCCUCGCCUUCCUCUACCUCCCGCGGCCGCUCCUCCGGCUGCUCCUCUCCCCGGCCUCCCUCUCCUCCCUCCUCGUCCUCCUCUCCCUCCUCCGCCUCGGCUCCCCGCCGCCUCCCGCCGUCACCCCUCCUCCACCACCGGAGCGACCCGUCCCGGAGGUCGCCCCUACUCCACCGUCGCCGCCGCCGCCUCCCGAGCUCCCGAGCGUGUUCGUGGAGACGGAGUUCGCGUCGUGGGCGGCGAAAGGGCGCGCCCUGGAGGUGAUCCACGAGGAGUUCGAGGCGGAGUGGGGGCCGGAGGAGAUGGGCCUCACGUGGACCUCCGACUCCGACUCCGACAGCUACAGCGGCAGCGACGACGACGUCGACUACCGCUGCGACGACGGCGACGGGAUGAUCGAGAUCGAGCUGGAGGAGGACAACCUCAUCGAGAUCGACAUCUCCAAGUGCCGGUGAUGGAUUGCCUGCCUAUUUUGCCCGGACAAUCUCUAUAAGUUCUUUUUCUUCUUUUUCCUAGCUUGGGGAUUUCUUCGGUCCUUGGGGUUUGGUAAUUUGGUUUCUGACAACAAAGAAAAGGUUUGCUGAUUCGGCGUGUGAAUUGGAGUUCUUGGAUUCCUCUAGUUAAUUAGACGGCUUGCAUUACUGGAUUUCUGCAAUGUACAUAUAGGAUGGGCGAGAUACCGAGUGAGAAGAAAAAAAGGGUUUGUUUGGUUCAUCUAAGAUGAUGAUCUGUUGAUAACUUUCAGAGAAGUUCAGAUCCUACUUCACUAGUACUUCUUGUGCUAUGCUCCAUAUUAUUCACUUGAAUCAAGUCUUGAUUGUAUUUGUCCCCAUUUAUCUGUGAAACCAAGCACUCUGGUCUAUAGUCCAUGAUGAAAUCUUUUUGUCCCAUUGGACAUUACAAACUUUACAUGGAUUGCAUCUCCUUUUUUAAUCUAGUAUAAGAAAGUUGUAAUGACUGCAACACAUUGAUGGAGUGAUGCUGUUGUAAUUGUUCGGAAUC